GCCCCGCCCCGCCCGCACCCAGGCGCAGGCGCGAGGCGAUCAGAGCGCGCCAAAAAGCUUGGAGCGCCAAAGCCUUUCAAAGCCGGGGGCGCGAGCCGCGGUGCGUGGAUUGUGGAAUGGCCCGGAACUCUAAAGUGCCUGAGCUGAACUUUGACUAUUGGUUGGAUAAAGCUAUUAAAUGGGGCCAAGCCACCACAUUAGAAUCCCAGAAGGAUGUGUGCUUUCACUUGCCCCAGCUCCAGGAGUUUCUCCAUCAGAUUUAUGAAACUUUAAAAUGUAUGGAUUCAAUUGCAGCAAUACAGCAGUUCCCCUUAAUUGGCCAGCUUCUAGGAAGGCUUUGUUGGAAUCCGUUUGUUAUAGGAAAUGAUGCAAGCCAGAAGGCUCUGAUGUGGUGCUUAUGUUGUCUAUACAGCAGUGAACCACAGAACCCUGUGGAAUUGAAGGCCAACAGCUGGAUACGCAGUUUGCUGUGCCAUCUCCUUUCUUCUUCUAAGUGGGAAAGUAAUGAAGUUGAAACCAGUACAUUCAUAUCAACUCUUGGCUACACAUCAGCAGAUUAUUAUUGUCAGUUAGUUAAAAAUGUGGUCGGUUUAUUAGUAACAGAACUCAAAGGAAAUCAGUUCAAUGGACUUAAUAUUCAGGGGAGAGUUUCAGCCAGUCGUGUGAAUGCGAUGUCCCUUUUCUGUCUUCCUCUCAUUACUUUGCCUGAUCUAAGUUUAUUAUUGGAAACUCUUCUUCUUUACCAUGGAGGUCCAUCAAAAGAAGUUCUCAGUUCAGAGUUUCUGGAAGCUGUAAAUGAUGCCUUUUUAAAGAAGAAGAUCUCCCUCCCUGAAUCAGCUGUCUUCAGCCUCUGGCUUCGUCACUUACCAAGUCUUGAAAAAGCUACACUGCAUCUUUUGGACCAGCUGUUUUCCCUUCAGUUGUGUUCACUGGAAGAAGUGGCUUGUAUCAUAAAAGACUCCUUACUGCCACAAGCAGCAAGCCAUCCUGCUAUUUUCAGAGCUGUUAAUGAAAUUUUCAAGAAUGCACUGCUGGAAACUGAUGGAACUCCAGAAGUUAUGACCAUAAUACAGGUGUUUACACAGCUCUUCCUUCAGGCUCAUCAGAAUGAAAACAAGCAGCAUAAAUGUCCACUGAAGGCCUACUUUGCUUACCAUCACCAGCCUCUUGUAACAGCUUUACUCAGAUGUCCGUUUGAAGUGCCGACUGCACACUGGUCUCAACACUUAAAACACAUUUCGGAUAUGCUCAAAGUAUUAGCAGAAGAUACAAACAUUAGUUCUCCUACUGAACUUUUUGAAAUCUGGUUUUUGGUUGCUCGCUUUGGUGAAUGGCUGGAUAUUGCAGCAGAACAAUUGCUGAAGGCUGCUGUAGAACCAGAUGCUUUGCUGUGGCUGCUGGCAUUUUACUACUGUCCCCAAAAUGAAAAUCAACAAAGGACUCAAACAAUGGUAGAAGCUCAAGCAGUCUACAGUCGUUUAAUGAUGCUCUUCAGCCGUACAGUCCUUUCUGUCAAAGAUCUGGAGGCUGCUGUACACGAUAUAAUAGAUGUAAAGCAGUGUUGUAACCAGCAACUUAUAACACAUCUUCUUACCAACUUUUUACUCUUUUCUUCUGGUGGGCAUAUGAUUGCCCAAGAAUUUAUUCACUGUAUUACUGAGACAACUGAUACAAGCAAAGAAGUUCGUAGCCUUCUUAUCCGUACUGCAUACAGAAUUAAACGUAGAGGAGAUAAAACCCAAAGGACUGCAAAGCUCCUGAAUGAACUUCUUCAGGAAGUGACAUUGAUGGUUUAGAUUUUUAAUGUCAUCUACUUAUCAAGCCAGCAAAUCAGAUCUUCAUCCAGAUGUCAGACUUUCAUUAAUGUCUUGCACCACAAGUUACCAAGGGUAGAAAAAUAUCUACUUAAGAAAAUCCCACAACUUUGUAUUCCCUCAUGCAUAUUUGAAAAUAACCUUUUAUUUGGAAAUGCUAACGUCUGAGAAGGUAACAGUAAAUAUUAAAGAUGGUUUAAAAUUCUGUUCUGAGCACCUUCUUUAACAAAAGAUCAAUGCCAUUUAAAGCAGUUCACUCAUUUUGUUGUUUAUCUAGCUGAGAAUCACUUGGUUUUAUUAGCAAAUCAUACCAAAUUGCUUGGUUCAUAGCUUUUUCCUAAAAUGUUUUGUUCUAAAAUUCUGCAUUUCUGAACCUAACGAUGAUCUCAAGUGAGACUAAGUGAUUCAUGGUGAAUGCUCUCUGUGUUCUCAGGAAAUCAACGUUUCCUGAACUGUUAGUUCUUUUUGCAAAUGUUUCCAAAAUGAAACCCCUCUCAGAGUUGCUAAAUUAUAUGUUUCAGUACUGCAGCUUUCAGAGGACAGUGUUCUCUUCAAAAUACUAUGCCAAUAGCUGGUCUUUGUCAACUGAUGCUACAGGUAGAGGGCUGCUUGUGGUACAGCCUGUUUUCAGUGUGCCAUUGAUGCUAUUGUUUAUUCAUUUAAGAAAUCUUUUUUUUUUCAUUCAGACAAAAUAGGGCAGCCACUACAUAGGCAUAAGGAAGCUUUCCAGUUUGAGUGCCAAAUUUGCUAAGCAGACCAUAUGGUUGCAGCUUAACUCCUUCCUUUUUGUGUCCAGAAGUAGUUUGCUUGCUUCUUUAUUUAGGUUUUUUUAGUCUCAUGCAAACAGCAUGGGCAGCGAGCAAUAGUUUACUGUUUUAAUUCAGGAAGGUAUUUGUUCUAAGAAGUUUUGUGAACCUCUUUCUAGCUUAACUAGAAAAAUAAGCUUGGAGAAUAGUAAUGACAGAGGGUCCUGACCCUUUUCACCCUUUUCUUAAGCCUUUUUACAUAUAUUUAAUGUCAAUGCUUGUGCUAUGUUCAAAGAUGCUGCUUGGAAUACUGUUCUUGCAUGUAAAAUCAGAGGUAUGUAUCUGAAAUUAACACAGCUUUCUGAAUGUAGCAUUUGGUUUUGAGCAAGGGAAAAGAAGAACAACCUACAGUGUCCCUUGGCUAUAAGAAGUGGAAGAAUAUUUUCUGUAAUGCUGUUGACUGAUUUCUUACAAUUUUCUUCCCACUGAGUCAUAUCAGAUCAAAUGACAGAGGUUACGUGUCUUCAUGUCACUUUGUUAAUUUUUUUAAUACUUGAUUCCAGCAAAAAGAAAUAGUAAAUAUGUAAUAUAUAUCUAUGAGGAAAACUAUUUUUCUCUCUUUUUGGAUUAAAAAUAUUUCUGAAUGAAAAAUCAGAAAGAGAUGUGUUGCAAUUUUUCAGUUGUUUGUAGCCACAUAUGUCUUAAAAAGCAAAAUCAAGCAAUCCUGUUUUCUGAAAUGCAUGGGAUUAAACUAAAUUAUUUGUUGAUCACAGUCCCUGUGGUAUAGGGGGAACACAUGUGGAAUAGUCUGUCUGGCAUGAUAAACGAUCUAAAAUUUGUCUCCAAAAGAAUGAUUUUUUUUUUUUUUGACGCUUUAGUUUCUAAUCCAGUUGUUGGAUGUGAGAUUCUUUGAUUGUCCUCGAAUUCUAUCUGUAUUACAACUGUAUGUAUUUUUAGCUACUUAAAAGAAAGAUUGGCAAAAAGCUGCAACAUAUGUUUCUUGCAGAUUUGUUGGAUGAAUGAUAUGGAUAGUAUAUUGAUAUGUGCAUUACAGUUGUUGGAGUGGAAUUUGCAAAUGUCCUUUCACAAUGCAGUAUUUUUUUUCCGCUAACAAAGCACAUAAAAAUUCUUCCAACUUUUUUAAACAAAAUCAAUGUCCUGUCAAAUAGUGAUAAGUCAAUUAAAGCAGGAAGGAAAUGUACAGUAAAGGCAUAAAGAACCAAAUUAGUAAUGAAUUUGUACAUUCUUGUUUUCCUUGUGUUUGGUUUUUUUACAGAAAUACUGUAUGAUUUAAAUAUUACAAGGAAGGUUUGGUCAUUUCAGGAGGCUUUAAGGAAGAAAUCUAAUUGAUGCUGUGUGUAACUUAAAAAAGAUACAACUGUAGUGGCAUUCUUUUUGCUUUACUUAGUAUAGUUAUAAAUUUCUGGUAUUUUGCUAUAUUAUCUAGCAACAAAGUAAAUUGCUAAUGUUCUAUGUAAGUGAAUAAUGUAAUGGUAAUUAAAAUGAAGGAGGUGUAAGAAGGUGAGAAAUUCUGACUCUGAAAUGCAGCUUCCUAAUAGACCCAAGUUUGAAAGAUCAAAACCUGGAAUGUUACAAGAGGAGUCCUCCACCAGAGCACCAACCAUGCUUUUGAAUCCAUGUUUUUAUACUUGCUAGAUAGUCCGCAACAGCUUUGUUAAGGAAUCAGCAUUUUUUUCUGGGUGAGACAAGAAGUUAAACCACUGUAGCUGAAUUAACUGGUGCUACAGGAAGCCCUCUAGAACCUAGUUCAUAGCAGUAUUCACAUGUGGGCCUGUUUAAGUCCUCUCUGGCAAGUUUUUCUGACUUGUGAUACAAUUUUUCCUUAAAUGCUUGCCUGGAUUUAGAAGAUAUGCUCAUGGUAGCUGUUUCAUUGCUGCCUUAGCAGAGAGUAGCUUAUUCUGGGAAUUUGCUGGUAGGUGGUCUGUUCGCUAGUGCGUGCCAAGAAGAGUUUCCCUUGCUUGCAUUGGCCUUUUUCCUUUAACCAGCUGUCUGGCUGCUGGAAAGAAAUAACAGACUUCAUGAGCCCCUUUUGAUGGCUUAAGUGUACUCAUAGUGGCUGGGUCCUUUUAGUGGCCAGGAGCCAUCCUGGGAUAGGCGUUGGAUUGCCUUCAGCUACUGGAACAGGAAUUUGAAAUGUCAGCUGGAUGUAACUGAGUUGUAGCAAUACAGUUUGUAGGCACAGUCUGUGCCUUGGAUGGCAUUUUAUAUGCUCGGAUGUGUGUAAAGGAAGAGAGGGUACGGAGCAAGAAAAAAACCCCAGGAUGUUGAAACUCAGUUGCAGAAAUUUAUCUGUGAUUUUUAUAUUCAGUUUAAUUGUAGGACUGAUAGGAUUAGGAAAUAACAAUUUCAUAAAAGAGAGUUUACCUGAACUACAAGUAGCAUAAAAAGUCUAGCACCACUACAUCAGUAAUACAUUUAACUAACUUCCUAUCUCUUAACAAAUCUUCCUAUUUAAAAGCAUGUUUCAUAACUCUUCUGUAUUAUGUCAGAUGAUAGACCCAUUUCAUAAAAAAUCAGCCCCGCGAGAACAACAUCUGUCUCUUUUCCAUUAAUUUGAAUAAAAAUAUCUCUUAGGCCCAUAAACUUUGGCAGAUGCACAUUGCAGUUUUGUAAAGAACACAUUUUUACAUGUUCUGGACCAUAACGAACAGUUCAGCUUAGUUCUCCACAUUCUGAAUUGUACUGUCCUUCAGAUUUCCCACAUGCAUGUGCCAAAUCAGCCCAUAUAUACAGCUUAUUCGCUUCUUGCUGUUUUGAUAUUAUUCCUUAGCUUGAUCAUUUAUUUUGAGGCUACCAAACAUGCGCGCUGAACAUGUUAUUUGCCUGCUGCUGGUAAAAAUUCCCUUACUAUUUCAUGAAUGAGAAAGCAGCUUUUCUCUAUUUUGACUAAUGAUGCUGUAAUUUCUAAUGCGUAUAAAUUUUCUAAAGAUAGGACUUCCAUUUUUUUUAUUCCAAAUUAACUUGUGAUGGUAGCUGAAGUUACAAAUUUUCCAUCCAUAGAAAAUUCCCCAUAUCAUUCCCCAUAGAGACUACCAGUAAGUGUUUAAGUGUUUUUAAUCUCAUGAUAGUGCCGCACUCACAUAUCAGCUUGAUAGGUCUGCAAAGAGAGAGGGAAAAGCCAGUACUGAAUUCUACAGAAGAGGAGGGAGGCCUUGAAUUUUGCUACAGAAUUAAUCCUUGCCAUGAAAAUGACUGAUACCUGUGUCUGUGAGGUCAGGCAUUAACUGUGAGUUUCUAGUAGGAAGGAUCAAUACCAUCUUUUCUGGAGACAGGACAACGAUAUAAAUGUUGUUUCCCCUAGACCACUGAAUUUCUUCUUCAAAUACAUUACAAAAAUUACUGUUAUGUUUGAACUUUCCUUUCUUGUGGGUUUGGUUCUUUGCUAAAAACAGUGCUCUUUGCUGAGCACUGUUCAGUGUACUUUUAGGACCAGAAUUGCUGUAGUUGCUUAUUCUGACCUAUUUGACCAAGCCAUAGAAGGAUGCUGGGCAAAUGUCCAGUCCAAACCUUGCAAUUAAGCUAUAACAUCCAUUUCAGAAAGUUAUUUUUGUUGCAAUUUAAGAGUUUCAGAUGACAGCUCUUUACCAUUUUUCAUUGUAUGUUUCCUGAUCUUGAUUUCUUUUCAACAAUCCUGCUUCCACUUGCCAUUAUUGGCAGAGUGAGCUCUCAGAUGCGGUUGACUCUUUAGGCAGAGACAUUGCCUUUUCUUUCUCUUCCGCAUCUCUCUCCCUUUCUGCCUAGGAUACAAAAUGAAGGUAGGUGUGAUCCAUAAUUGGUUUCUAGGAGAAAGCGAAUCAACUGGGUUUUGCUAGGCUAAAGUAUGUAAUGUUGCAUGCUAUCCGCUGUGCCAGUAUUUGCCAGUUCCUGUGUGUCCCUGUGUGUGUGAUGCUGGCUCUGCUCCCAGGCACUACCCCAGCACAAAUUUUAAUGUGUUGAUUACUGUUAAUUUACAUGCAUAAACUUAGUUUAUUUUUUGUAAGAUUAACGUUAUUCUGACAAUCUCUUCUGCCUUUCCAGCAGCUGAGGUAGAAACAGUUUUUCAUCUUUUACCUCUUCUCUGUGUAUGGGCAGGGUGUACAACAGCAGAUCUAGUCACUUUAUUUUGUUAACCUGAGACCUCAUCUGGAGUACUGUGUCCAGUUCUGGAACCCUCAACAUAAGAAGGAUAUGGAGCUGUUGGAACGGGUCCAGAGGAGGGUUACAAAGAUAUUCAGAGGGCUGGAGUGCCUCCCAUACAAGGACAGGCUGAGAGAGUUGGGACUGUUCAGCCUGGAGAAGAGAAGGCUAUGAGGAGAUCUUACAGCAACCUUCCAGUACCUGAAGGGGCUACAGAAAAGCUGGAGAGGGACUGUUCGCAAAGGCUUGUAGUGAUAGGAUUAGGAGCAAUGGGUAUAAACUGGAGAGGGGCAAAGUUGCACUAGACAUCAGGAUGAAUGUCUUUACCAUGAGAGUGGUGAGGCACUGGCACAGGGAAGCUGUGGCUGCCCCAUCCGUGGAGGUGUUCAACGCCAGGUUGGAUGGGGCCUUGGACAGUCUGGUCUAGCGGGAGGUGUCCCUGCCCACGGCAGGGGGGUUGGAACUAGAUGGUCUUUAAGGUCCCUUCCAACCCAAACUAUUCUAUGAUUCUAUGAAUUUUAUUUUAAGGUAGGAUACCUCAAAGUUAUAUAAACAUCAUAGAAUGAAAUUGAAGAACUGUCAUAUAGAAUCAUAUAAGAGCUGAAUACCUGUUCUUUGUACUGAGAUCCUUCGCAUUCAUACUUCUGUCUAACCAAACAGCAGUCUCUAAGUCAGCUGUUCCCUGCCCUGAUUUCUUCAGACUCGGCAAACUUAGAGUAGAGUAGAAUAUGGUAUUAUAUCCAUGCCAUCUCCCUUCUGCUUCAAGAAUUAGCCGUUUGAACAGCACAGUAACUGCAUGGCACUUAAACAGUAACUCUACUUUGGAGCAGUUCUUCCAAGAUGUAUUGAAGGGCCUGGCAAUCCACAUGGAUUUAAAGAAAAUAUGAAAAGGAUUGCCACGUGGCGUCCUGUUGUGGUGCCACUUUCAUAAUUUUUCUAUCAAUUCUGUUCUAUUUUGUGAAUCUGAAACAUAGUAUGGCUUCGAUUUUUCAGACAUUUGGAGAGUAAGCUCCUCCUUCCCAACUGCAGUGGGAGCAGCGGGUCCUUACUACCCCCAAAGCACACCACAAAGCCCAGUCUGUACUAGCUGUGUUUCAAGACGGAGAGAGGAAUGAUUUCUGGUGAUGUUGUUUCUCAUCUGUUAUAAACCUGUGGCUUUCGUGCUGGAUGCUCUUGAUGCCAAAACAUAAAUUAUAAUGCUAAAAAUGCACCAACUUUUAGCAUUGAACUUUCUUCUGUGGUGUAGGGUGAUUGCUUUUUUUCAGCAACAGAUCUAUCCCACAGCUGAUGUUGGUGUUACUUGACAUUAGUAAAAGAGAAUCAGCUAGCUUAAGACUUUGUAGACAGACACCGGUCUUACUGAUUUCUUAGUAUGUCUGCUUCCUAAUUCCAGUUCCUUAUAACCAGUUAUCAAGUGGGAAAUGUGUGCAUUCCUGACAUUUGACUGAAAAAAAGGAGAAGCAAGAAGACGUGUCUAGAAACCAUAAAAUGUCACUUGAUGGGCAUACUUGUUCUUACGUAAAGUGAGUGAGUGAUUAUUCAUAUGACUAUUCAUCUAUGUAAAAAAAAAAAAGUCAGCAUUUAUGCCAUGUAGCUGCAUUUUUUUUAUAUUCAGGCAAACAGGGACAUUUUUUUUCCCCUCAACUAAAAUUGGGAGCUUAUUAAACAGCCGCCUUGUAGAAAAAUGAACAGGAAGUGAUGAUGAGUUCAGAGCACGAUGGACAGUUUCAGCACAAGGGGUUGCAAUGACAACAUCGUAACGGCAGUAUUGCAGAUUGCUGUUUGCCGCAUUACUGAAGGGAACAAGAGAGAGUCCAAAAUGAAUGAUGAUGCUAUAGGGAAGCAGCAUGUGAAAAGUGGAAUGAGGGGGAAAGGGGCUUAUGCAUUACAUAAGGGAACAAGAAAAAGGAAUCAUACUUUCCAGAUGUAAAAUUGAAUAAAUUAGGAUCAUGCUUGGCCGUUAAACACAUGCAGAAUGGAGUAAGGUGUCUGCUAACACACUAUGAUUUCUGGUUUUGUUGUGCUGCAGGAGUUGACUGUAAGGGGGUACAGCUGUAAAGCAGAUUGCUGUUACUACUGUCUCUUAAGAUAAUUGAAGAACAAAAGUUAGAUGAUACUGAGAUGUAACAACAUGAGGUUAACAACAGAUUAAAAAAAAAAACCAAACAUUUUUUUGUCUAGUAGAUGACAACCACUGUCCAUUCAGGAUUAAUGAUGAAGUGAAACACGUUAUUGUGUCAAAUAGUGGCUUCUCAAAGUAGCCUGUUCAGAUCUAGCAACAUUUAGUCAAGACGGCCAGGGAUGGUGCUAGUGGCAAAACAGGCACUAUUGGCUUAGGAGUAAAAUAUCCCAGAGAGAUUUUUAGCAUAGAACCCCAGUGCUGAGAUACUGCUUCCAGCAAGCUCAGAGGAAAAGCCUGGACACAGUCAGACAAACAGCAUUUUUUCACAGAUGACUCAAAUGAGCUUCAUUAACCAAAGGUUACAAUGAUGUCCAGCUGCUGUCCAGCUGCAUGCAAGAGGAUGAGAGCCAUCGUCUCUACAAUGGGGACAAUAAGUAUAAAUAAGCUUUUGCAUGGUGGUACAGUGGGCAUUACUGCUGUUGGGAUGCUGUGCUAAUACAAAGCAAUGCUCAGCUGAAAAUUAAGUUCUGUUUUCUGAUGUGUAAAUGUUCAUGAAAAAGCAAAUCUUCACACAAUGGAUAUGUCUGCAUGCCUUUAAAUAAGGGUUAUAACAAAUGCCUAUUCUCAUUCUGACAAGUAUAAGCAACAGAAAUCAGGCCUUUAAUUUUGUGCAGAAAAUAUACCCUCAGUUUUACUCACAGUGAACAGACAAACGCACUUUACCUCCCAAGCACUGUGCAAAUGUUUUAAUUUCCCUAUGCACUGGCAUACUUUGGCAUACUUCACUGGCACACAAUGUCAGCCUGCCAGCAAAGUAGUUUUUAAAAUAAUUUUUCCAAUACGUUUGGUCCUCGGAAACAAGGCAACACCUCCAUGUUAGUAUGUACAUACACUUCAGUAUUUAUAUGUGCUUAAACUCAGUACACUUGUGAAAUUCUGAAUAAGUCAGGUUUCUCUUUUUAGUUGCUUCCUUGUAAUUAAUUCUUUUUUGUUGGAAUCCUAAUCUGUGCCUCAAAGAUUGGGGCCAAGAAUGGAAAGGCACCUAUAUCUCUGUUAAAAAUCCUGUUAUAGAGGACCUCAAGCCUGACUCAUGAAUGCUGGGACCUGUAGCAAAAAGGUAGAUAUUUUAUAAUUGUAAAAGACCACAAAAUAUAUUAGUUUACUUUUAGGUAUGAAGACGUGGUGUCUUGGAAUAAGGUUUUCAGUGAAUUAGAGUAAGAUUUUGUGCUCAGUACGUGGGUUUGAGUAAGUCAACUAGUAGUCUUAUUGUAUUAUUCUGUUAAGAGCACACUUAGCUCAGAGGAGAAUACCAUUAAGUUGCAGAUGUAAAAUUUGAAAGUUCUGAGAUAAUUCAUAUACAACUACUCCUGACUCUUAAAUCAUAUGUAUGGAAAGACAGAUUCGUGAAGGUAUGGAAAUUCUUUAAUCUUCAGGCACAAAAGCCAAGACAGCAGUCCUGUGCUGCAGGACUAUCUGUAACACAUGACUUGCAGUGUUUGUGCACCAGUGCUGCAGCAUGCGCAGGACCCACCCAGGGUCUGGAGUGUGUCCUGAAAGGCGUGGGUUUUCCAGGUAUUUCCAAUCCAGUUUCUACAUGGAAAAGAUCUAGUAAACUAGAAAAGCCUUUGGCACACAAUGGCACACAGUAACUUUGCUGCUUGGUCAUUGUUACAAAGGCACCAUGGUUUCCUCCAGCCAACUUAUGUAUGAAGAGGAGCCUACACCUGUGAACUCUAAACACUGCUAAAAUUCUCUGGUAACAGAAGAAUCAUAGAAUCACCAGGUUGGAAAGGACCCAUUGGAUCAUCGAGUCCAACCAUUCCUAACACUCCCUAAACCAUGUCCCUCAGCACUUCAUCCACCCGUUCCUUAAAUACCUCCAGGGAAGGCGACUCGACCACCUCCCUGGGCAGCCUGUUCCAGUACCCAAUGACUCUUACUGUGAAGAAUUUUUUUCUGAUAUCCAACCUGAACCUCCCCUGGCAGAGCUUCAGGCCAUUCCCUCUUGUCCUGUCCCCUGUCACUUGGGAGAAGAGGCCAGCUCCCUCCUCUCCACAACCUCCUUUCAGGUAGUUGUAGAGAGCAAUAAGGUCUCCCCUCAGCCUCCUCUUCUCCAGGCUAAACAACCCCAGCUCUCUCAGCCGCUCCUCGUACAACUUGUUCUCCAGCCCCCUCACCAGCUUUGUUGCUCUUCUCUGGACACGCUCCAGAGCCUCAACAUCCUUCUUGUGGUGAGGGGCCCAGAACUGAACACAGUAUUCGAGGUGCGGUCUCACCAGUGCUGAGUACAGAGGGAGAAUAACCUCCCUGGACCUGCUGGUGACCCCAUUUCUGAUACAAGCCAAGAUGCCACUGGCCGCCUUGGCCACCUGGGCACACUGCUGGCUCAUGUUCAGUCGGCUGUCAACCAGCACCCCCAGGUCCUUCUCUUCCGUGCAGCUCUCCAGCCACUCUUCCCCAAGUCUGUAGCACUGCAUAGGGUUGUUGUGCCCCAAGUGCAGGACCCGGCAUUUGGCCUUGUUGAACCUCAUGCCAUUGGUCUCAGCCCAGCAGUCCAGCCUGUUCAGAUCCCUUUGCAGAGCCUCCCUACCCUCCAGCAGAUCCACACUUCCACCCAGCUUAGUGUCAUCUGCAAACUUGCUAAGGGUGCACUCACUGCCUUCAUCCAGGUCAUUGAUAAAGACAUUGAACAGGGCUGGACCCCGUACCGAACCUUGGUCACCUCCUCAUUAUGAUCUGCCUUUACUCUGAAGAAGUAAGUGGUACAGGAAAAUAGAUGGUGAUCCUUGUCUAACUCUAUGAAUAUAGUUUUGGCUUAAUCUCACAUUCAUUUGUACAGUUAAAGCUACAUCGAGAAAAGAAUCAUUCAGAUCCCGAACAGCUGCUGGCCUAUUGAAAUGAAUGGGAGAAAGACCAACCUUCUGCAUCAGGCUUUCUAGUGCUAUCCAAAGCAAGGCAAGGACUGAAGUAGGGAUGGGAGGAAAAAAGCCUAACAAAAUGCUGUAUUUUAUCAGAAGGGGCCGAAUAUGAAAUAGAAGUAGAGUUAAACCUAAGUAGGGCAAGUUAAAAGGAGUGGCCUGUGCUCGUCAUAGCCACAUACACUGGUGUGUAAAUGUAGUCUUAGUCUUGAAGUCUUAGUGUCCAUUGACUAUACCUGAGAACAAACCAACUUAAUUAACAAAUGGGCAGCGUCAUGGCAUUUUCAGCGUGUUGACAGUUAAAUCUGGACAAAGGUUUUAUUUGAUAAAACAUCACUUCUGAUAAUGAUUUUUAGUUACAGUAAGUUUGGAAGUGGAUAUUUUUCUUGUUUUCCUUUAUUUACUAUAAUCCAAAUCUACAAAUUCCUCCUGUCAGGAAAUUAAUACGGAAAUACCCACCUUGGAAGAAUCUUGAGAAAAAUGAAUAGUGCUAAGCAUUGGUUGUGGCUUUGUUUUUUUUUUCUGCCAAGAUUUCAGGAAGGCCUAUUAAAAACUAAAUGAAACUUCGUAUGGUUUACUCCUAGAGCUUUUCAGCUCUAGGAUGAUUCAGAAGGAUUUUAAACUAAUGGUAAUGUUUGUACCAUGUUAAUGAAGGUACUAUUUAAGAUAUACAGUAGUCUCCUCUUCUCUCUUACUUCUGAUGAUUUAUGGUACCAGUAACUAUUUGAACCCACCUUUAGAUACCUUUUUAAUCUGACGCCUCACUCUAUGGCAAUGCUUGGCUAGAGCAACAAAAAGCCACAUGAGCCCAGAUACAGGGCCAGGGCUGCCACUUCUUUGCCAUGUUUUAUGUUGUUUGGUGUUUUAGUUUUCUGUUCAUUUUCUCAGUUGCUACAAUACAUGAUGGAUCACAAAGCUGUUGUGAAGGACACCAAUGUUCAAGUUCACGCUUAUGAUAAUACUGCUGAGACAGACUGGAGCUACUGUAGCAAGCAAAAUAAACUACUGCUGUGCUCACUAUUAAAAAAAGAAAGGUAAGAGAGGUAAAUUGUUUGGAGAGAACAAAAAUUUGGUGAUAUGUCUUUUGGUAAUGUGUGGAAUGUCUUACCUGCCAUGCAAUUUUAAUAGCACUGGCUAUUAACAGGCUUAGAACAUAUUAAUUUCUGGGUGCCUUGUGCAAGAGCCUCAUCCAGCUCUGGG
Cuculus canorus (common cuckoo) is the source of this 12937-nucleotide messenger RNA. It is a transcript of the gene FANCC, whose product is annotated as FA complementation group C. Gene Ontology annotation, biological process: cellular response to oxidative stress; interstrand cross-link repair; nucleotide-excision repair. Lineage: Eukaryota; Metazoa; Chordata; Aves; Cuculiformes; Cuculidae. Gene Ontology annotation, cellular component: Fanconi anaemia nuclear complex. The transcript has 15 exons. The record is from RefSeq and is a predicted model, not a curated record. The coding region runs from base 117 to 1796 and encodes 559 amino acids.